GAGGAGUUAUGAAAGCCACGGACCUCCACCCUCCCUCAGGAUCAGGUUCAGCGCUAAUCUGAGGAAUCUCUCCGCUUUGCUUCACUCCUGCUCCGCUCUCCAACAUGAACUUGAUGAAGUUUCUGCUUUUUGUUGCAGCCGCCGCCUGCACAAUGAAAGUUUCUCAUCAAGGUCCAAACCAGCGCAGACUUUACAAAGACCUGAUGAUGGACUACAACCCGCUGGAGAGACCCGUCGCCAGUGACUCUCAGACUCUCACUGUUGACUUCGGCCUCAGCCUGCGGCAGAUCAUGGAUGUGGAUGAAAAGAACCAGGUUUUAACAACGAACAUUUGGCUCCAGCUGUACUGGUACGACCACUACCUCCGGUGGGAUCCAGUCGACUAUCCAGGAGUGACCAACGUCAGGUUUCCAGACCAUCUCAUCUGGAAGCCCGACAUCCUGCUGUAUAACAGCGCAGAUGAACGGUUUGAUGCUACGUUCCACACCAACAUUGUGAUCAACUCCUCGGGCAACUGCUCCUACUUACCUCCAGGGAUCUUCAAGAGCACCUGCAGCAUCGACGUACGCUGGUUCCCCUUCGACGUCCAGAAAUGUGAGCUGAAGUUUGGUUCCUGGACGUACGGAGGCUACGCUCUGGACCUGAAGAUGCUGGAGCCGGACAUCAGCGGCUACAUCGCCAACGGAGAGUGGGAUCUCGUCGAGGUUCCAGGGAAGAAAAACGAGCGUGUCUACGAAUGCUGCGAGGAACCGUAUCCGGACGUCACCUUCACCGUGGUCAUGCGCAGACGGACUCUUUACUACGGCCUCAACCUGCUCAUCCCCUGUGUCCUCAUCUCCACUCUGGCUCUGCUCGUCUUCCUGCUGCCCGCCGACUCCGGGGAGAAGAUCUCGCUGGGGAUCACAGUGCUGCUCUCCCUGACUGUCUUCAUGCUGCUGGUUGCAGAGAUUAUGCCCGCCACGUCGGACUCGGUGCCGUUAAUAGCUCAGUACUUUGCCACCACUAUGGUGAUUGUUGGGCUCUCAGUAAUUGCCACAGUUCUUGUCUUGCAAUAUCACCACCAUGACCCCGAUGGAGGCAAGAUGCCCAAGUGGACCCGUGUGUUCCUGCUGAACUGGUGCGCCUGGUUCCUGCGUAUGAAGCGUCCCGGGGAGGAGCGAGUUCGCUCGGCCUGCCACAACAAGGCUCCCCGGAGCAGCCUGACCAGCAUGGAGCUCAACGCCAGCGCCUCCCAGUCCACCAACGGCAACAUGCUGUACGUGGGCGGCCGUGGUGUGGACGGCCUCCACUACUCCACCGCCGCCACCUCGCCCGACUCCGGCGUCCUCUGUGGACGGGUGGUGGGACGAGCCGGCGAGGAGGAGCUGCUGCUGCCCUUGGCUCAGAGCUCCUCGACGGGAAGCGUGGUGGAGGUGGAGCUGGCCAAGAUCCUGGACGAGGUGCGCUACAUCGCCAAGCGCUUCCACAACCAAGACGAGGAUGAGAUCGUGUGCAACGAGUGGAAGUUUGCCGCGUCUGUUAUUGACAGGCUUUGCCUCAUGGCGUUUUCCAUCUUCACCAUCCUCUGCACCAUUGGCAUCCUCAUGUCAGCUCCCAACUUUGUGGAGGCCAUUUCUAAAGACUUUUUCAACUGAAGGCAAAUAAAAGCCUUGACCAAUCACUCUUUUCAUAAGGCGUUUUUCCACUAGCACCUACUCAACUUGACUCGACUCUGUUUAGGUGGUUUUCCAUUACAGCUGAGCACCACCUCAUCGUGGGUGGAGUCAUAAAACACUCUCAAUCCUCCAACAUGGUCUCCAAUAAUCCAGCGGUGGAGUCGAGGCCACUCUCUCUCCCGUUGUGUCCAUAAAUGGCGUCCAUUUGGCUAAAGCACUUCCAUCACCUCUGGUUUGACCCACUCCGUCCGUUGUGGUCCUUGAUGGACCGAUAGUCACUUUAGAGCUUUUUCAGCUUCUCCUGACACUACUUCGUUGUCCUGCUGUAUCUGUGGACGACCAUCCGCUAGGAGACCUCCUGAUAAACUUUCUCCGUCCAGCUCCCUCUGUAUUCUUUGUUCUGUCACCAAAGACAAAAAGUCUUCAUUCGUCCAUGGUACAGGUCUGGUGAGUCGUCACUCCCUGUCCAAUCAGUGGCCUGCACUCUGUAGACGUCACAUUAUGGGCUCCACUCAGCUUGCUGGGAACCCCGGCCCAGUAGGAACUAAAAUAGUAGCUGGUCCCAGGUACUACGUCCUGAUGGAAAACCUCACAAACUCAGUAGAGUCGAGUAGGUGCUGGUGGAAAAGUGCCAAUGGAGCAACCAUUUGGAAACUCACCUGGCAGCAAUUUUCAGUUAAAUCUGCUAAUCUGAGACUUGUAUACCAACAAAUAUUUAACCAACAAAUAUUUAGCCAACAAAGCAAAUUAAGGCCUUGUGAUUGAAUUGAAAUGCAUUCUAUCAUGUUGGUGAUUAUUUAGUUGUGUUUUCUAUCUCACAGCCCAGUAUUCUGAAGAACAUCAUCCAACUCUGAUCUUCUGGUACUGUUUGACUCCAUCCUACAGAGCCCUGUUUCAGUGGUGUACGUACUUUGCUAACCUACAAUGAAUGCAGCUGUGGUUUGUUCUGUGCUGUGAUCUGUGUUUUCUUUAAAUUUGUCUUUUCCCACCAAAAUAUGGCGAAAAUCUAUUCUAUAUACAAACACCACAGUAUCUUGUAUUGAAAUGUAUUUGUUGUAUCACAUAAAUACUAUUAUAUCUAAAACCGUGUUGUUCGUUGUUAUUCACCUUUGUGUAAGUGCAGAUUAUUGUUUAUUACUGUCAUUUGCAGAACAUAACACCUCAUUCUAACAAUGUUUACACCUGUUCCUACUGACUCACUUUUAUUACAACAUUUUGUGAUGAUUAAGAAUUACUGCAAGUUCAGAUCAGUCUGUUUUCAUAUCAGUUUUAUUUUUGUUUCUGUUCUUAUUCACUGUGAGAUUUAAUAAAUAAAUAUAUUCUUUCUGUUCUGGACGGCAGAUUGAAGAUGUUUUCCUGCA
Molecule: messenger RNA, 3016 nt
Organism: Amphiprion ocellaris (clown anemonefish)
Lineage: Eukaryota; Metazoa; Chordata; Actinopteri; Pomacentridae
Gene: chrna7a
Product: cholinergic receptor, nicotinic, alpha 7a (neuronal)
Exons: 10
Coding region: 105-1634 (509 amino acids)
Biological process (GO): regulation of membrane potential; signal transduction; monoatomic ion transmembrane transport
Cellular component (GO): postsynaptic membrane; synapse; neuron projection
Molecular function (GO): acetylcholine-gated monoatomic cation-selective channel activity; transmembrane signaling receptor activity
Source: RefSeq, a predicted model, not a curated record